GCGCAGCGCCUGGCUGCAUCUUUAUCCCAGCAGACCCCUCCCCUCUCUCUCUCUCUCUCUCUCUCUCACACACACACACCCCUCUCUCUCUCUCUCUCUCUCUCUCUCUCCUCUCUCUCUCUGUCUGUCUCUCCGUCUGCCUGCCAGCUGAUGAUGACUGGAGGUGAAGCCGUUUUUUCUCUCCCCUCGUCAUCCCGGGGAAACCUGGACGGACGGACGGACUGACGGCGGUUUUGGAUUUUUGGCUACUUCUUGGUGAUGACAGCGGGAGGAAACAGCGAAUUUAAAGAAAACACACCAAAACCGAGAGAAAGAGGGGACAGAACCCAGCACAGUGCACAGUAACGCAGAGAGAAACAUAACAACUUCCAGUGUCCUCAGGGCGGUCUGCGGGGUGCUUUGGAGCUGUUGACACCGGAAAGACUGGAGCAAACCUCCCUCUCUUUGCUCUAGUUCAGAGAUGGAGUUCCCGGACGACCUCCUGCUGGACGAGCUGAGCCAUCUGGAGCUCUACAACAACUCGCUCUUCCAGAGCAACUUCAGUGCUUACAACGAGACCGAUGCCUUACUGCCAACUGGAGUGAAGGUCACCAUCGUGGUCGUCUACAUGAUUGUCUGUGUCAUCGGCCUUGUGGGCAACUUCCUGGUCAUGUAUGUCAUCAUAAGAUACACUAAGAUGAAGACGGCCACUAACAUCUACAUCUUUAACCUGGCUCUGGCUGACUCCUUGUUCCUGGCUACUUUACCUUUCCAGGGCACUGACGUGUUUCUGGGCUUCUGGCCAUUCGGGAAUGCUCUGUGCAAGGCGGUUGUGUCUAUCGACUACUACAACAUGUUCACCAGCACCUUCACCCUGACAGUGAUGAGUAUGGAUAGGUACGUGGCCGUCUGCCACCCUGUCAAAGCUCUGGACAUGAGGACUCCUCACAAGGCCAAGGUGGUGAAUAUCUGUGUGUGGGUGUUGGCUUCAGCCUUUGGUGUCCCAGCCAUGGUCAUGGGGAAUGUAGAGGAGGAGCAAGAACAUAACAGCGUUGAGUGCAUCGUGGUUUUACCUGAACCAAGGAGUCACUGGGAUCCUGUCUUCGGCACCUGCGUCUUCCUCUUCUCCUUCCUCAUCCCUGUGGCUAUCAUCAGCAUCUGUUACAGCCUGAUGGUCAAGCGCCUGCGCAACGUUCGUAUCCUGUCUGGCUCCAAGGAAAAGGACCGCAACCUGCGGCGCAUCACCAGGAUGGUCCUGGUGGUGGUGGCAGCAUUUGUUGUGUGUUGGACCCCAAUCCAGAUCAUGGUCCUGGCUCAGUCGCUGGGAUUCAACCUGAGCAGCUUGUUUACGCUGGUCCUGAUGCACUUCUGCAUUGCACUAGGUUACGUCAACAGCAGCUUGAAUCCUGUGCUCUACGCCUUCCUGGAUGAGAACUUCAAACGCUGCUUCCGUGAGUUCUGCCACCCAUCGCCAUUCCGCCUUGACACCCAGCAGUCAGGUAGGAUGAGGAGCAUUGCAAGGGAGGUGGCAGCUGCCUAUAGCUGCAAGGCCGGAGAUGGCGGGGGACCUGGCGGAGGGACACCUAAUCCAGCAUGACUAGGCGUGGAGCUCCCAUUGGUGGGGGUAGACCCCCCACAGAGGGGAGAGAACCAGGGGACAGGGAACUCCAACACAGAAUUGACUCAGAUUACAGCUCUCUAGCGGCACGAGCCCCCCCAUCCCCCAACUAGA
Thunnus maccoyii (southern bluefin tuna) is the source of this 1711-nucleotide messenger RNA. It is a transcript of the gene oprl1, whose product is annotated as opiate receptor-like 1. Gene Ontology annotation, biological process: neuropeptide signaling pathway; sensory perception of pain. Gene Ontology annotation, molecular function: nociceptin receptor activity; neuropeptide binding. Lineage: Eukaryota; Metazoa; Chordata; Actinopteri; Scombriformes; Scombridae. Gene Ontology annotation, cellular component: membrane; neuron projection. Bases 461 to 1576 code for a protein of 371 amino acids. The record is from RefSeq and is a predicted model, not a curated record. The transcript is spliced from 6 exons.